GGCCCAGCCGGGGGGGGCUGCAGCCGUGCUUUGCCCGCAGGCGAGGGCGAGGGGAUGGGGGGGGGCACCCGCCUGCCGCCCGUCCCACCCGCACCCGUCCCACGGGUGCCGAUUUGCCAGGGCGUGCGUGGAGCCAGCGGCAGGGUCCCCACCGUCCCGGCUGUUCCUCCAUCCGGGCGGGAAGCGGCUGUUUUCUGGCAGAGCCAGAAGCCGGUGGCCCGAGGAGGGAGGAAGGGGCCCCCCAGCUGCCCCCCGGGAGUUCUCGCCAUGUGCAGUGGCUGCGUUCCCAGGCUGAGCUCUCAUUUCCUAGCGGAAACAACCGCAUCCCCUUUCCCUUCGGAAGGGGAGCGAGCCCCCCAGCUCGCGCCUGCGGGUGGGCUGCUGUCAGCAGGGACAGGCCCGCGGGGUCGAGGCAUCCGGGAGGGAAGGAGAACCCUGAAAAACAUAAAAAGGCAGCAAAGGAGCUCCCUUAGCUCCUCCGCGGACUGACACGGUUUGCGAUGUUUGCACCGUGCCCCGUUUCACUCCCUUUUUUCCCCGUAAGGAAAGCACCGGGGCCGGACGCCUCACAGCAGCUGUAACGAGCUGCCCGAGGAGCCAAAUACCUGGGACGGGCAACUGCCAGCGUUAAGUAUUUCUGCUGCCCCGGGGCAGGCAGACGAGGCUCUGGUGGGUGGCUGAUUACAGGGAUGAUGAGCCAAGGGCCCGCAGGCAGGAGGCAGCCCGGGCAGGGCCCGGGGCAUGCCGACCCCCCAGCCCCCAGCGGUGGUGCCCACCUCGGGCUCGCAGGGCGGACACGCGUGUGGGUUUUGCAGCCUCUCUCCCUUCUGUUGGCAAAGCCCCCUCAUUGAGCAAGAGCAGCCUGACGGGAUUUCCAUGAGCAAACUUCCUGCGGGGAACAAAGGGCAGCAGGACGGCGUUCCCCGGCCAGCUGGUGCUCCAGCAAACUCCCGGGGGGACCGGGACCGCCGGCAGCGGGCAGGGGCAGGAAGGCGAGCUCAGGCUGAGCGAGGCGAUGGCAGCCACGGUGACGGACUCCGGCGGCGUGAGGAUCAUCACGGAGGUCAUCCCGGCCACGGACCCGCGUGCGGCCCAGCUGGCCUCCGGCUCCGUCCCACCCGCGCCCGCCGUGUCCUCGUUCCAAGUCAGGGGCUUCAGAAAGGCACAGCCCAAAUUGCUGGGGACCAUCCACAUCGUCACCGGCAUCAUUCACUUCUGCCUCGGGAUCAUCCUGACUGCGGCAGAGCACAGGGCCUUUUCCCUCCCUGUGGCCAGCGGGAUCCUCUUCUGGCUCGGGGUCCUGCUCCUGGUCUCAGGCUCUCUCCUAGUGGAAAGUGACAAAAGAGAGAACAUCCUGCUGGUGAAGGCCUGCUGCGUCGUCAACGCCGGGGUCGUCCUCAGCACCCUGGUGGCCACCCUCAUCCACGCCACGGCCAUCACUCGCAGCAUCCCCGGCUGCGACGGCGGCCCGCUCUACCAGCCGAGGCAGGAGUGGUGCUUCAACGCCAACACCAAGGUACAGCCGGGGGCCGCGGGGCGCCUGGGGGGGGACACCGGGAGCUGGCGGCGGGCGAGCCGCCAGCCCCCGGGGCCCCGCUGCCGGCAGGUGCUGAGCAACGGGCUGGACGCCGUGGCGGUGCUCUUCUGCCUGCUCGAGUUCUGCGCGGCGGUGGCGGCGCUGGCCUUCGGCUGCUCGGCCGUCAGGCGGCACAGCUACACGCGCAUGGCGCUGUAACGGAACCGGGCACGGCCCCGCCGCCGCACGGGCCCCACGGACCAGGCCCGGGCCCCACGGACCAGGCCCGGGUCCCGAAGCCUCAGCGGAAGCCCCCCCCGCGGGACCCCCAAUAAACGCCUCCCCCCCCCCGGCCGCGGCCUCGCGUCUCUCCGUGCCCGCAGGGGUCGGGAGGGGGGCGAGCGCCGGGACGGGGGCGAGCGCCGGGACGGGGGAGAGGGUGAAGCCGCUGCCCGGCACAAACAUGGCGGCCGCUGCCCGGCACAAACAUGGCGGGGCGUGCGGGG
Molecule: messenger RNA, 2022 nt
Organism: Cygnus olor (mute swan)
Lineage: Eukaryota; Metazoa; Chordata; Aves; Anseriformes; Anatidae
Product: membrane-spanning 4-domains subfamily A member 15-like
Exons: 6
Coding region: 1016-1735 (239 amino acids)
Cellular component (GO): membrane
Source: RefSeq, a predicted model, not a curated record